This is a messenger RNA of Musa acuminata AAA Group (dessert banana), 1172 nucleotides long. RefSeq lists its product as uncharacterized. The record is from RefSeq and is a predicted model, not a curated record. The coding region runs from base 68 to 766 and encodes 232 amino acids. The transcript has 3 exons. NCBI's taxonomy places the organism in Eukaryota, Viridiplantae, Streptophyta, Magnoliopsida, Zingiberales, Musaceae.
CAAGAGCACAUCCGAACGGUUUUGGAGGAAGGCCUCUCUCUCUCUUCUGAGAACGGGAGAAACCCUGAUGAUGAACGGCGCAGAGAAGGAAGGUAUCGCCAGAAUUGUUGGAGACCCGGCGGCGGAGACCCGGGUCUCCACACCUCCUCCUCCGCCGCUCUUGCAAGCCCGCCGCCUCCACAACUUCUCCUUCCCGACCCUCAGCUGGGGAGGCCAGCGCUUGCUCCGGUGCUCCAAACUCCCCGACCCCGUAACCUCUGCGGAUAUUGCCGAAUCGGGCGAUCAGAACCAUCGGACUGCCCGGAUUAAAUCUUUUCCGCCGAGGCCGUACCCGUGCGAUCACGAUGGGAGGGAGGAGGAGACGAGAGGAAGAGAGGCGGAGAAGACCUCCGCUUGUGCUGCGGCGACGGCGGAGGCCGCCAGACACUGGAGCUUGAGGACGAGAAGUGCAGCAUGCAAUGCCCCAGCUGUGGGGCGGCCCGGGAUUAAUGGUUCUUGUUAUAAGGCUCUAGUGGUGAAGAAGGCUGAUCCUCCAAGGAAGGUGGUGAGGCUGCGAUCUGAUGAAUCAAAGAAGGGAGAGAUGACAAAGUUCUCGAUCUCGCUGUCUCGUGCGGAGAUUGAGGACGACUUCUUUGCCAUCAAGGGGACGAAGCCCCCUCGAAGGCCAAAGACAAGGGCUAAGAUUAUUCAGCGCGAACUGGACUCACUUUUCCCUGGUUUGUGGCUGUCAGAAAUAACUCGGGAGACGUAUAAAAUUGUCGAAUAAGGUGGAACGUAAUUCUUUAAUGGUCGGACAUCUACCUGCGACAACAGGAAAAAAAGCAGUUGGACAAUUUGAUGAAGAAAAGUGGUCUUCUGGAGGAAAGAUACAAGCUUAUCAAUUGCUGCCGGUUACUGUUUCGUCUAAUCAUGGCCAACUCAGUUAUGUAUCACACACCCCGUUCAUUUGUAAAUUGUAUGGUUAAAUGUAAUGAACAAGUGUGCAUUUUAUCUAUGUUAAAAGGUUUAUUCUUUACAUUGUUGUCCAAUUUGAUUUCUUUGCUGAGUUUCUUUUGAAUUUCAGAGAUUUUUUUCUUAAGUGAAAAGUACAAAAAUAGCUAGGAUAAGAUAAUAUAUUCGACUUCUUGACUUGUUUCUCAUUAUACGAUUAUAUCAGAAGAGGCACAGAAAUC